AGAUGAUUAUUUAAUUAUCUUUAAUUUAACUACAAAAUUGUUAAACAAAUUGCUCUUGUUUCGUAUUUUAGUAUAUUCAAAUACCAGUGAUGAGAAUAAAUUCAAAAAAUCAGACUUAUCGUUUCGAAUAAAAAUUCCAAUGAAAAACAAUUAAAAGUUGAAAAGAAAAAAUAAAAGCAAACAAGCGGCGCUGGCAUCGAAAAUUAUUGUCGUUUCCCCUCUUCAACUCCCCGAUCCAUUGACUUUACUGUAGUCAAUGUAUAGGUAGACUAUAAUUUAACAAUAAAAUAUCUAGAGUCUCUAGAGUUAACAUUUUAAACGAAAAAAAAAAUAAUACAAUAAUGGAUAACAGUUCCGAGGAAAGUCAAGGACUUCAAGAAGAAAAUAAAACAGAUGACGUCCAGGCCAAGUUGCAAAACUUAGAGACAGAAAGCAAACAUAUGCAGGAACAGUUCAAUAUUCAAAGGGCAAAAAUGAAAGAAUUAUUUCUUCAAAAAGAAGAGGAAUUGAAGCAAAAGCAAGAAGAGUAUCAUUCAAUGCAAAAGGAGAAUGUGAAAUUAAAAAAUGAAUUGGACGACGUGAAGAGUCAAUUAACUGUCGUCGAUUUAAAAACUCAAAAUGACAUACUUUUUGAAAAGCGUAAAGCUCAGGAAGAAAUUGCUUCACUACAGCAAGUAAUUAACGAAACUGUCGAGGAAUCAUCGUCCUCUUGUAAACAUUUAGAUAACGAAGUUCGAAAAUUAAAGUCAGCAAUUUUAAGACUGGAGGAAGAGAAUUCUUCAUUACGAAUGCAAAUACCAAGAGAUCCACCGACCGAUGGACCGAUUUCAUUGUCAACUGUCACAAAAACUCUAGCUAGAAAAGUAGUAUCGCAAUUGGGCGCUGAUAACCUAUCGUUAGGUUCUGAUAAUUUAGAGGAAAGCAUGCGGAAGGUAAACAAAUAUGCUCAAGAAGACGCAGAAGUAUUACGUUCCCUGGUGGGACCAUUGGAAGAAGAGAUUAAAGCCUUAAAGGAAAAAUUGCGAGCAACUGAUGAGGAAUUACAGAAAUGUAAAGAAUUGCCAAUUUUAAAGCCAGCUCUUGAAUCUGUAUCAGGUUCUGAAUCGGUUUGUAAUAUGUGUGUUAAUUAUGAGGCACAAUUAGUGAGAAUGCAGGAAGAUGCCAAAAAUUUCGAUAAACAACUUCAAGAGUCCAAUAGAUUGUUGCAGUCGCAAAAAGACGAUUUAUUCAAGGAAGUUGAAUUCAGAAAGGGAAUGGAGGAAAAAUGGAAUGAGAAAAAGGAGGAGCAUAAAAUCAAAAUGGAAGAACUUACCUUACGAUUAGACGUCUCUCAGCAAUCAUUAAAUGAUUUAAAACAAGCCUACAAUCAGACAUUUGAAACGGUUAAGAAAGAAUUGACCAAACUUGUUGUCGGAAGGGAAGAAGUUCAAAAGCAUCUCGAUGAUUUGCAGAAAAGAAACGAAUAUUUGACCGGAAAACACAGCAAGCACUCGCAGGCCUUGCAAAAUGAGAACAUUAAUAUGCCAAACAGUGUUGAGGAAUUACACGUAAGUUUAUUGAGGAUUAGAGAAGAAUUAAUUGUCGCAAAAGUUGCGCAAGAAGUUUCGCAUGAGAAUGAAGAGACCCUAAGAUGUGAAGUGAAUUUACUGCACGAACAAAUGGAUCAAGACACUCGACUCAAGGAACAACAGGAGGCUAUUCUUCUCAGUGAGAAUAUGGAACUUAAAACUCAGCUUGAAACAUGCAGCAGAGAAUGUGAAUCAAGCGCUGAAAAAGUACAAAGACUAGAUCAAAUAGAAAAAAGAUUGGAUGAAGUAUUAAAGGAAAAGGAAAAAUUAGAAACCACUGUUAAUGAACUACGUCAAAGGUUGUCGAGUCUUCAACAAGAUUUAGAUACCAGCGAGGAAGUACAAAAGGAUUUUGUUCGACUUUCUCAAUCUCUUCAGAUUCAACUAGAAAAGAUAAGAGAAGGAAACAUUGAAGUCAGGUGGCAACAUGACGAAGAUGUCGAGGAAUGUCCAAGUUGUCAUAUAGCUUUUUCGGGCACCAAGAAGAAGGUACAUUGUAGACAUUGCGGACACAUAUUCUGUCAAUCUUGUUUGAAACAUCAAGUUCUCAGUGGACCAAAACGAAGACCAUCUCGAGUGUGUAUGGUGUGUCACACACUAUUAGUUCGUGACACUGCUCCAUACUUUAGCAGAGAACCGCCACAUACACCAGACUAAUAAAAUAUUUUCAAAAAAAAAAAAAUUAAUAAAUAAAUAAAAAAUUAAUGAAUAAUGAAGACAGUAAUAGUGAGACGUGCAAUAUCAAAGUGAUACAAUGAUUGUGAGCCACACUAAAUUCAGACUUUAGUUCUAAAUAGUACGCGAUGGCGCAAUUCUUUUUAAUCGAGCAAAGAUCGAUCGAUUAGUCAAACUUGCAGCAGAGAGAAAAAUAUAUUUUAAAUGCUUCACGCCCUCUUUUUUAAUUCAAAAAAAAAAAUAAACUAUCGAAUGAAACUUUGAAUUUCGCUUGAGAUCGCGUACCUUGUGAGAUUCCUAGGAACUUCUCAAAAUAAAAACAAAGCUAGAAAAAAAUUUCUGUAAAUAUAAAAUUGUGUACAACUUAAUAUUUCCUGUAAUUUAAAAUGAUUAAAGCAUCAGUAAAACA
This is a messenger RNA of Leptopilina heterotoma, 2652 nucleotides long. RefSeq names its product rab GTPase-binding effector protein 1 (gene Rbpn-5). Bases 342 to 2225 code for a protein of 627 amino acids. NCBI's taxonomy places the organism in Eukaryota, Metazoa, Arthropoda, Insecta, Hymenoptera, Figitidae. The record is from RefSeq and is a predicted model, not a curated record. Gene Ontology annotation, molecular function: metal ion binding; GTPase activator activity; growth factor activity. The transcript has 8 exons. Gene Ontology annotation, biological process: endocytosis. Gene Ontology annotation, cellular component: intracellular membrane-bounded organelle.